Corylus avellana is the source of this 2096-nucleotide messenger RNA. Its product is annotated as pre-mRNA-splicing factor cwf19. Lineage: Eukaryota; Viridiplantae; Streptophyta; Magnoliopsida; Fagales; Betulaceae. Gene Ontology annotation, cellular component: post-mRNA release spliceosomal complex. Gene Ontology annotation, biological process: mRNA splicing, via spliceosome. The record is from RefSeq and is a predicted model, not a curated record.
CAUCUCACGCCUCCCUCAGAAGUCACAACUCACUCUCAUUGCACGCAGCCUCCAAACUUCCGCCAAAGUCCAAAAACCUAGCCGCUUCUUCACUUUUCCUGCGCCGGUACGGUACCUCCCGCCGCACCCGCUCCCACUCAGCCGUGCUUAGCGUCCACCGGAGCUCCGAUCACCAGUUCAAUUCCGAAUUCCGGCUUCCAACCGAAUCAACCUCUCUCUCUCUGUCUUAGCCAUCGACCUCAGAUGAAGAAAGCAAAUCCCAGGGAAUUGAAUCCAUAUUUGAAGGAUGACGGCAGUGGUUAUCUAGAAGAGACUGAUGGGAGCACAGCCACCAGGGACCGACUUUUGUCUUCUUCAGUUGUCGGAGAUGGAGGUGCCAGCUGGAGACUCAAAGCGUUGAAGCGUGCACGAGAACAAGCAGAUCGAGAAGGGGGAAAGCUUGACGAGGUUGUUGAAGAACGGUGGGGUUCUCUUGGUCAACUGACUGUGUCUCUAGCAUCUCGUAGAGCUGCUCCUUCUCAUGCUCAUCUACAUGCAAUAAAAGAUAGAAAGAGAGGGCUAACUGAGGAACGGUCAACAGGUUCAGGAAAAGAAAGUCAGAUGGAUGUAAAAAAGAAGAAUGAUGCGCACUACUUGAAGGAUGUAUCUUUUCAGUAUCAUGAUGUAUCUUUAUCGUGGGGAAAACGGUCUAAGGAUGCUGGCCUUAUCUCGGCUGCAGUAUCUAGUUUAAAUAAGUUUUACAACGAUGGAAGCUUUAUGCGGGAAGUUUUUCAGCGGCAGAACAAUGAUCCUGGUGAAUCUGUUUCACCGAGCCUAUCUAGUGCAAACCAGUUGGCAGCUAAAGCUCUUCAGCUUCGUGUGAAAGGAAAGCAUGAAGAAGCCAAUAAACUUCAACAAGAAGCAGAGAAGAUUAGGGCAAAGCAGGGUGCUGGUAGACAACAGAAAAAGGGAAGCUCAAGCAGAUAUAUUAUGAAGGACAGAUCUGUUCGACAAAAGAAGGAUGUGGAUGAUGGUGAUAUGCAUCUAGCUCGAAAGAUAGUGCAGAACAAACAAUUUACCCCGUAUGGUCAAGCAGAUGAUCAUGAGUAUGAUUUUGAAGAUGGUCCUACAAGGAAAGCUCAGCAGAAGGCCGGAGGUAAUGAGCAGAAGGUUAAGAAGAAAAUGUCCCAUCUCUUAACUCAACAAGAGCGCUGUGUUUUUUGCUUUGAGAAUCCCAAGGGGCCAAAACAUCUUAUUGUGUCGAUAGCAAAUUUCACAUACUUGACGUUGCCACAUAGGCAGCCUGUGGUGCCUGGUCAUUGCUGCAUUGUACCGCUGCAGCAUGAAUCGGCCACGAGAACUGUUGACGACAACGUGUGGGAAGAAAUUCGCAAUUUCAAGAAAUGCCUUAUUUUGAUGUUUGAUAAGCAAGAGAAGGAUGUAGUGUUUCUUGAGACAGUGAUGGGGUUGGCACAACAACGCUGCCAUUGUUUGAUUGAGUGUAUUCCUUUGCCCCGAGAAAUCGCCGAAGAGGCUCCUUUAUACUUUAAACAGGAAAUUGAUGAAGCUACAAGUUGGUGGAGCCAACAUAAUGCAAAGAAGCUUAUUGAUACAAGUGAAAAGGGGGGGUUGCGUGGUGCAAUCCCCAAAAACUUUCCUUAUUUUCACGUUGAGUUUGGUAUUUCCAAGGGAUUUCUGCAUGUUAUUGAUGAUGAAACACAGUUCAAAAGCAGCUUCGGCCUUAAUGUGAUAAGAGGCCUGCUUAAAUUGCCGGAGGAAGAAAUGCACCGUAGCCAAAGGUAUGAUUCCGGUGAGCUUCGAAGGGAAGCAGUUAAAAGCUUUGUCAAAGACUGGGAACCUUUUGAUUGGACAAAACAGCUUCACAGUUAAGCCAGUUGAAUAUUAUCUGCGACUUGUGAUUUGCCUGUCCCAUUGACUCGAUCGGGGCCGCGACAUCUUAUUGCUGUGGUGACCGACAUGUAAAUAGCCCUGACUCUAGGCUCUAGUCUUAUAAUUCUGCCUUUGCAGUGUAAUUUAACCUGAAUUUUAAUCUUAUUAUAUAUAGUGACAAAUUUUGAUAUUUUAGAUUCAAGCAUAUAUAUAUAUAUUUCACUGAC